Loxodonta africana (African savanna elephant) is the source of this 2588-nucleotide messenger RNA. It is a transcript of the gene NKIRAS2, whose product is annotated as NFKB inhibitor interacting Ras like 2. The record is from RefSeq and is a predicted model, not a curated record. Bases 594 to 1169 code for a protein of 191 amino acids. Gene Ontology annotation, molecular function: GTP binding; GTPase activity; GTPase activating protein binding. NCBI's taxonomy places the organism in Eukaryota, Metazoa, Chordata, Mammalia, Proboscidea, Elephantidae. Gene Ontology annotation, biological process: Ral protein signal transduction; canonical NF-kappaB signal transduction. The transcript has 4 exons.
CCUCCCGCCCCCGGAGGUCCACGGUGGUCUCCGCGCUGGGGCGGAAGCCCAGGGACGGCUUCUGUGUGUAGGGGGCGCCACUUUGCCCGUGGGUCGCAAGGAGUUACAAGGACUUGUCACUCCUCCAGGCCUUGGCUUUCCUCAGAGUUUCAAGGGCCUUGUUGCCAUAGCAGUUUCCAACCCUAGAGAGUCUCCUGUAAGGCCCAGGGGAGUCUGGGCCGGGUAGGGAUCGGGUUACCCAGAAGUCUGGAGGGUAAGAGCCCCCAAUACUACCUUCCCGACCUUGGAGAGUAACCAGAGCUUCCUCCUGGGAAAAGCAAGAAGAGACACUUUGAGCCCAGUCCCCCAGCUUUCAUCGGUCCCUGGAAGCCCUGCCCAACCAAGCCAGGGGAACGCAGGGCGUCUUCACCCCGCGCCUUUCAUCCCCUUCCGAUCUCCAAGCACCAACUGGUUCAUCACCCUAAUGACGCUGACCCUUUUAUGAAGCUGCUUUCAUGUCAACCGCCUGAGACUGCCAUCUCAGCAUUAAGCCUAAGGAGGGUAGCACGGCGCCCCAGUCCCUGCCCUGGAGUUUAUAAGGUCAAAGGCAAACUAUGGGGAAGAGCUGCAAGGUGGUCGUCUGUGGCCAGGCAUCUGUGGGCAAAACUUCAAUCCUGGAGCAGCUUCUAUAUGGGAACCAUGUAGUUGGUUCUGAGAUGAUUGAGACACAGGAGGACAUCUAUGUGGGGUCCAUUGAGACAGACCGGGGUGUGCGGGAACAAGUGCGUUUUUAUGACACCCGGGGACUCCGAGAUGGGGCUGAGCUGCCCCGGCACUGCUUCUCCUGCACUGACGGCUACGUCCUGGUCUACAGCACGGAUAGCCGAGAGUCCUUUCAGCGUGUAGAGCUACUCAAGAAGGAGAUUGACAAAUCAAAGGACAAGAAGGAGGUCACCAUCGUGGUCCUCGGCAACAAGUGUGACCUGCAGGAGCAGCGGCGUGUGGACCCAGAUGUGGCUCAGCAUUGGGCCAAGUCAGAGAAGGUGAAGCUGUGGGAGGUAUCGGUGGCCGACCGUCGCUCCCUCCUGGAGCCCUUCAUCUACCUGGCUAGCAAGAUGACCCAGCCCCAGAGCAAGUCCGCCUUUCCUCUCAGCCGCAAGAACAAGGGCAGUGGCUCCUUGGAUGGCUGAAGAGCUGCCAUCACUUCAUCGCCCUUCCAGCCCCAUCCCAGUUUCUGGGGCUCGGGAAGAUGAGCUGGCGGGGGAAAGCGGGGUAGGCAAGGUAUCUUUCCGAAGGUCAGCAGAGCAGCUCCCCACUAGGCCAGCCAGCUGGGCUGUCGGGGUCUCAGGCCACCUUUGCUCCCUCCCAGCUCUGGGAAGUGCAAAUAAUCUAGAUUAGUCCUCCCCCCAACCCCACUUCCAGUCCAGCUUUCAUCAUACCUGCUUCACUGUGACCUGGGACAGCUGUAGGUCAGUGUCCCUCCCACCUCCCCCAAACAGAAGCAGAGCAACCAUUCAGAAGUGCCAAGUCUAGGGUCUGGUUCGUAUUACUCGGACCCCAGCCCCUGGACUUCCUGCCAGCAACACACGCAGAGUUAUGACAGCAGCCUGGACUCCAGGGAAACGUCUAGGCAUCGUAGAUGUGCAUGUGGAUGUGCACACAUGCGUGUGUAUGCUGGUGUUAGGGAGCGUCUUCAACAGACACCCGACCUUUCUCCUGUCUUUCCCUUAGCUGGAAGAAGGUAGCCUCCUGGGAAGUGUUUUAACUCCUUUCCCCAGAUGUUUCUUUUCCUGCUCAGGAAAGCAGAUGGGCCUCAAUGGUUGAGGUGGAUUGGAAAAAUGGCUGGGAGUCACCAGCUGGCUUGGUGACCUAGUAAGGCCUUUACUCUUUCUGGGCUUUACUUUCUCAUCUAUAAGGUGAUGGGAGUUGACUAGAUGAUCUUUUAGAUCCUUUCCAGCUCUUUGAUUUUAUAAGGCCCUUGGCUUUCGGCCAUCUGUGACUAUCUAUACCCCUUGCUGCUUCCUCUUCAAGGUGCUAUGCCUACCAGCCAGGGAGGCUGGGACACUACUCUCCUUUCAGCCACCAGGGGGCAGGAGUGCACUAUCCAGUCUUAGUUGCCACUGUGGCCACUCAGUGCCCAAUCAGCCAGUCUUCACACCUACCCCACUUCCCCGUGGGGGCUGGUCUUUACUCCUUCCCCGGUUGUUUUAAGCUAAUGGCUAGACUUCUAUUUAUAAAUUACUUGUAUUUAUAUGCCUGCCACCGUGGUGAAGGCUAGCCAAGGUGCUCCUUUAGCCCUUCCUUCUUACCUCAGAUGCCUGAACAGAACAGGCAGACCAAUAGCACCUUCCAGGGAGCUGACUGGACUCCUGUCAGGACUCGUAUGGGUUGUGAGCUUAUAACCCACAGCUUGUGCCUACUUAAUACUUCUGAUGUACACACCUAGCACAGGUGAAACACUAUAGCAAGGCAAACUCCAGUACACGCCUUUUCUCCCCCAAACAGGAGAGCUAAGAAGGGGCAGGUGACCUUGGGCUGGGCAGGUAGGGCACGUACAGGCUCCGGUGUAAAGUUCAUUUAUUGAUGAUUGGACACAAUAAAAUCACAAC